UGUCACUCGCGUCGCGGGCGCCAUGGCCGCGGUGGACCUGGAGAAGCUGCGCGCGUCGGGCGCCGGCAAGGCGAUCGGGGUGCUGACCAGCGGCGGGGAUGCGCAAGGCAUGAACGCUGCCGUCAGGGCUGUGACACGCAUGGGCAUCUACGUCGGAGCCAAAGUCUUCCUCAUCUAUGAGGGCUAUGAAGGGCUGGUGGAAGGAGGCGACAACAUCAAGCCAGCCACGUGGCUCAGCGUCUCCAACAUCAUCCAGCUGGGCGGCACCAUCAUCGGCAGCGCCCGCUGCAAGGCCUUCACCACGCGGGAGGGGCGCCUGGAGGCCGCCUGCAACCUGGUCCAGCGGGGCAUCACCAACCUGUGCGUGAUCGGCGGUGACGGCAGCCUGACGGGCGCCAACAUCUUCCGCAAGGAGUGGAGCGGGCUGCUGGAGGAGCUGGUGGCGGCAGGCAGGAUCCCGGCCGCCACGGCGCAGACCCACGCGCACCUGAGCAUCGCGGGGCUGGUGGGCUCCAUCGACAACGACUUCUGCGGCACCGACAUGACCAUCGGCACCGACUCGGCGCUGCACCGCAUCAUGGAGGUCAUCGACGCCAUCACCACCACGGCGCAGAGCCACCAGCGGACCUUCGUGCUGGAGGUGAUGGGGCGCCACUGUGGGUACCUGGCCCUGGUCUCCGCCCUGGCUUCGGGGGCCGACUGGCUCUUCAUCCCUGAGGCACCCCCUGAGGAUGGCUGGGAGAACUUCAUGUGUGAGAGGCUGGGCGAGACUCGGAGCCGGGGGUCUCGGCUGAACAUCAUUAUCAUGGCCGAGGGCGCCAUCGACCGCCAUGGCAAGCCCAUCUCCUCUCGCUACGUGAAGGACCUGGUGGUGCAGCGACUGGGCUUCGACACGCGGGUCACUGUCCUGGGCCAUGUGCAGAGGGGAGGGACCCCGUCCGCCUUCGACCGCGUCCUGAGCAGCAAGAUGGGGGUGGAGGCGGUGAUGGCGUUGCUCGAGGCCACCCCCGAUACCCCUGCCUGUGUGGUGAGUCUGUCCGGGAACCAGCCUGUGAGGCUGCCGCUCAUGGAGUGUGUGCAAGUGACGAAGGAGGUGCAGAAGGCCAUGGAUGAGCUGCGUUUUGAAGAGGCCAUACAGCUGCGGGGCCGGAGCUUCGAGAAUAACUGGAACAUCUACAAGAUGCUGGCGCACCAGAAGCCAGCCAAGGCCAAGUCCAGCUUUGCCAUGGCCAUCCUGAACGUGGGGGCCCCCGCGGCCGGCAUGAACGCGGCUGUGCGCUCCGCGGCUCGAACUGCCAUCUCCCAGGGCCACAGGGUGUACGUGGUGCACGACGGCUUCGAAGGCCUGGCGGCCGGGCAGGUGCAAGAAGUGGGCUGGCACGAUGUGGCCGGCUGGCUGGGGCGUGGCGGCUCUAUGCUGGGGACUAAGAGGACCCUACCCAAGGCCUUCUUGGAGAAGAUAGUGGCCAACAUCCGCAUCCACGACAUCCACGCCCUGCUGGUCAUCGGGGGCUUCGAGGCCUACGAGGGUGUGCUGCAGCUGGUGGAGGCGCGAGGCCGCUUCGAGGAGCUGUGCAUCGUCAUGUGCGUCAUCCCCGCCACCAUCAGCAACAACGUUCCUGGCACUGACUUCAGCCUGGGCUCAGACACAGCCGUCAACGCUGCCAUGGAGAGCUGUGACCGUAUCAAGCAGUCGGCAUCGGGGACCAAGAGGCGCGUGUUCGUGGUUGAGACUAUGGGGGGGUUCUGUGGCUACCUAGCCACUGUCACGGGCAUCGCCGUGGGCGCCGACGCCGCCUACAUCUUCGAGGACCCCUUCAACAUCCACGACCUGGAGGCCAACGUGGAGCACAUGACAGAGAAGAUGAAGACAGAGAUCCAGAGGGGCCUGGUGAUACGGAACGAGAAGUGUCACGAGCACUACACCACAGAUUUCCUGUACAGCCUUUACUCCUCUGAGGGCAAAGGCGUGUUCGACUGCAGGACCAACGUGCUGGGGCACCUGCAGCAGGGUGGGGCUCCGACCCCCUUUGAUCGGAACUACGGCACCAAGCUGGGAGUGAAGGCGGCGCUCUGGAUCUCCGAGCAGCUGCAGACCUUCUACCGCAAUGGCCGUGUGUUUGCCAACUGCCCCGACUCGGCUGUCGUGAUCGGCCUGCGGAAGAAGGUAGUGGCCUUCAGCCCCGUCACUGAGCUCAAGAAGGACACGGACUUCGAGCACCGUAUGCCCCGCGAGCAGUGGUGGCUGAGCCUGCGCCUGCUGCUGAAGAUGUUGGCACACUACCGAGUCAGCCUGGCCGAUUACGUGUCGGGGGAGCUGGAGCACGUCACGCGCCGAAGCCUCAGCGUCGACACGGGCUUCUGAGCGCUCAGCAAGGACGCUGGGCCGGGGCUGGGCCCCACUUCCACUUCUGCGGAUGGCCAGGAAGUCAGUGCUGGGCCCGUUCUCCGUCCUCCGUGCCUGGCAUCUCUCAGGCCCGAUGGGGAGGGGUGCACCGAAUUCUGGGGCCUCACAACUAUCCCUUCUGUAAAAAUGAAAUCUCCAACCGUGGA
Molecule: messenger RNA, 2553 nt
Organism: Suncus etruscus (white-toothed pygmy shrew)
Lineage: Eukaryota; Metazoa; Chordata; Mammalia; Eulipotyphla; Soricidae
Gene: PFKL
Product: phosphofructokinase, liver type
Exons: 22
Coding region: 23-2365 (780 amino acids)
Biological process (GO): fructose 1,6-bisphosphate metabolic process; canonical glycolysis; fructose 6-phosphate metabolic process
Cellular component (GO): cytoplasm; membrane; 6-phosphofructokinase complex
Molecular function (GO): AMP binding; ATP binding; fructose-6-phosphate binding
Source: RefSeq, a predicted model, not a curated record